AUGUUUGGGAGAGCUCCAAAGAAAAGCGAUAACACGAAGUACUAUGAGAUCCUUGGAGUGUCGAAGACCGCUUCGCAAGAUGAUCUAAAGAAGGCUUACAGAAAAGCCGCCAUCAAAAACCAUCCUGAUAAGGGCGGUGAUCCUGAAAAGUUUAAAGAGUUGGCCCAAGCAUACGAGGUUCUGAGUGACCCAGAGAAACGAGAGAUCUAUGACCAAUAUGGCGAGGACGCGCUCAAAGAAGGGAUGGGUGGCGGAGGUGGUGGACACGACCCAUUUGAUAUUUUCCAAUCCUUCUUUGGUGGAAGCCCUUUUGGUGGUGGUGGAAGCAGCAGAGGCCGAAGGCAGAGAAGGGGAGAGGAUGUGAUCCAUCCCCUCAAGGUUUCUUUGGAAGAUCUCUACAAUGGGACAUCCAAGAAGCUUUCUCUCUCUCGCAACAUAAUCUGCUCCAAGUGCAGGGGUAAAGGGUCAAAGUCAGGUGCUUCUUUGAAAUGUCCUGGGUGCCAAGGUUCUGGAAUGAAAGUCUCUAUUAGACACCUCGGCCCGUCCAUGAUCCAGCAAAUGCAGCAUCCUUGCAAUGAGUGCAAGGGUACUGGGGAGACCAUUAAUGACAAGGAUCGCUGCACACAAUGUAAGGGUGAGAAGGUUGUUCAGGAAAAGAAAGUCUUGGAAGUCAUUGUGGAGAAGGGUAUGCAAAAUGGUCAGAGGAUCACAUUCCCUGGUGAAGCUGAUGAAGCGCCUGACACCAUCACAGGGGAUAUCGUUUUUGUCCUACAACAAAAAGAGCACCCAAAGUUUAAGCGAAAGGGUGAUGACCUGUUCUUUGAGCAUACCUUAUCCCUCGUGGAAUCACUCUGUGGCUUCCACUUUGUAUUGACACAUUUAGAUGGAAGACAGCUCCUCAUCAAAUCCCAACCUGGUGAAGUUGUUAAGCCAGAUCAAUUCAAGGCUAUAAAUGAUGAGGGUAUGCCAAUGUACCAGAGACCAUUCAUGAAAGGUAAAUUGUAUAUUCAUUUCACAGUGGAGUUCCCCGACUCACUAAACCCAGAACAGUGCAAGGGCCUGGAGGCUGUGCUACCUCCCAGGUCUUCUGCACAGCUUACGGACAUGGAGCUGGAUGAGUGCGAGGAGACUACACUGCAUGAUGUGAACAUUGAGGAGGAAAUGCGUCGAAAGCAAGCACAGGCGCAAGAGGCUUAUGAUGAGGAUGACGAUAUGCAUGGUGGUGCCCAGAGAGUUCAAUGUGCGCAGCAAUGA
This is a messenger RNA of Prunus armeniaca (apricot), 1254 nucleotides long. NCBI's taxonomy places the organism in Eukaryota, Viridiplantae, Streptophyta, Magnoliopsida, Rosales, Rosaceae. The record is from the annotation of a GenBank genome assembly.